UUAGAAUAGAGGAAGAUGAUGAGUUUAGUUUGUGUAAAUUGCGGGAGGUCGAAGAUAGGAGAUAGGACCCCUUAUAUUCGGGGAGGGGAGGUUAGUGAUUCUUGGUUAACAAAGCCCACUCUCUGGUACCCGCAAAUUCACCAAUUUAUUUUGGUAUCUCAACGCUCAACACGAAAAACUGAACCUGGAAUCCCAUCCCCAUCCACCAACUGCUGCUCGGCGCCAUUCUUCAUUCUUGGCCAAAUUCUUCAUUCUUGUGUGUGGAAACGAUUUAGUGGGGGAAGAGGGGCGGUGGGAAAUGGAAGGUUUGGAGGGGCUUAUAGACAGGCUGAUGGAAGGGAGGAAAAACAAAGGUAAAAAGAUUCAGCUAAUAGAACCCGAAAUCCGUCAGCUCUGUAUCACUGCAAAACAAGUUUUCCUUGGCCAGCCCAAUCUGCUGCAACUGGAGGCUCCAAUUAACAUAUGUGGUGACAUUCAUGGCCAAUAUCCGGAUCUGCUGCGACUGUUCGAGAUGGGAGGGUUUCCUCCCGACGCCAACUAUCUUUUUCUGGGCGACUACGUGGACAGAGGAAAACAGAGCAUCGAGACCAUAACCCUUCUCUUUGCCUACAAAAUCAAGUUUCCAGACAACUUUUUCCUGCUCAGAGGAAACCACGAGUGCGCUUCCAUCAACCGGAUCUACGGAUUUUACGAUGAAUGCAAACGCCGCUUCAGCGUCCGCCUUUGGAAGAUCUUCACCGAUUGCUUCAAUUGUUUGCCCGUGGCGGCUGUCAUAGACGACAAAAUCCUCUGCAUGCACGGUGGCCUUUCCCCGGAAAUGCAGAGCUUAAAUCAGGUGGGAGACAUAGAAAGGCCCAUAGACGUGCCGGACCAGGGGCUCUUGUGCGAUCUUCUUUGGGCCGAUCCAGAUAGGGACAUUAGAGGUUGGGGCGAGAAUGACAGGGGAGUUUCCUUUACCUUCGGCGCAGACAAGGUCGCCGAUUUCUUGAAGAAGCACGAUCUCGAUCUAAUAUGCCGCGCCCACCAGGUAGUUGAAGAUGGCUACGAGUUUUUCGCAGACAGGCAGUUGGUUACGAUAUUUUCAGCGCCCAACUAUUGCGGGGAGUUCGAUAACGCAGGAGCUUUUAUGAGCGUCGACUCCAGUUUGCUAUGCUCGUUUCAAAUCCUUAAGCCGUCCAAAGCAUGAGCGUCCGGAAAUGGAAUCCACCUUACGAAUUCAUCGUUCAAUUUCAUGUUGAUGUCACCGUCCACACAAAUGUAGAGUCUCUUGCUUCUUCUACUCCUUCCAGUAGAUGUAUCUUUUCUUCUUUUGUUUCCGGAAACAAAUCCAAUCCAACUGAUUCCCAGGAUCUGUAUAUAACGACCGACUUCAACUUUCGGAUGUAUAUACAUCAAGCAUUCAAUUAAUAAAACUAGAAUUGACAGUGAAAUUAAU
Molecule: messenger RNA, 1435 nt
Organism: Momordica charantia (bitter melon)
Lineage: Eukaryota; Viridiplantae; Streptophyta; Magnoliopsida; Cucurbitales; Cucurbitaceae
Product: serine/threonine-protein phosphatase PP1
Cellular component (GO): nucleus; cytoplasm
Molecular function (GO): protein serine/threonine phosphatase activity
Source: RefSeq, a predicted model, not a curated record